Spinacia oleracea (spinach) is the source of this 773-nucleotide messenger RNA. RefSeq names its product auxin-responsive protein SAUR64-like. Bases 277 to 684 code for a protein of 135 amino acids. The transcript has a single exon. Gene Ontology annotation, biological process: response to auxin. Lineage: Eukaryota; Viridiplantae; Streptophyta; Magnoliopsida; Caryophyllales; Amaranthaceae. The record is from RefSeq and is a predicted model, not a curated record.
UUAAGAGGUUUAUAUCAAUUAUCAAGCAACAUGUUAAGCCUAUAUGAUCUUAAAUCAGACAGGCAACUUGAAUAUCCACAUGAACUUGCUCCCAAAGAACGAAAAAGAGGCAGUCCCACUUCGAAGUGAUGUGUCUUCGGAUAGGAGCUAUAUAACUUGAUCAUUCUCCAGAGCUUUAUCAGCCAAACACUCAUAAGUUACUCAUUACAUACAUUCCAAUCUACUUUCUCAUCGUCAUAAUUUAUUUACUUUGUUACUCUAUCUGAAACCCACAAAAUGAUAAGUACAAAGAAGCUUAUCAAAAUGGCAAGGAAAUGGCAAAGAUUAGCAGCUGCCAGCAGAAGAAGGAUUUCUUGGUCAAAAUCAUUGUCUGAGAAGGGUCACUUUGUUGUUUACACGAGUGAUAAAAGACGAUUCAUGAUUCCUUUGACAUACCUCAAGAGCGAGAUUUUCACAGAACUCUUUAGAAUGGCCGAGGAAGAGUUUGGAGUAGAAAGUUCAGGGCCAAUUAUGCUGCCUUGUGAUUCAAGCUUCAUGGAGUACGCAAUCUCCAUGAUUCAAAGACAUGUCACUGAGGAUAUGGAGAAGGCAUUGAUCAUGUCUUUAGCCACCUGCAGAUACUCAUCAUUGUCAAAUGGCCUUCAAGAACAACCCAAUCAACAAUUAUUUAUCUGUAGCUUUUAGAAAUGUUUUCUAUUUUUUAGUAGGAAACAUAUACGUGUACAAAUUUACAAAGAGAAAAUUAAUGAAAUUUCCUGCGGAAGUUCAAAUCA